Molecule: messenger RNA, 1021 nt
Organism: Microplitis mediator
Lineage: Eukaryota; Metazoa; Arthropoda; Insecta; Hymenoptera; Braconidae
Gene: Ip259
Product: ribosome biogenesis protein NSA2 homolog
Exons: 2
Coding region: 176-955 (259 amino acids)
Biological process (GO): maturation of LSU-rRNA; maturation of 5.8S rRNA
Cellular component (GO): nucleolus; preribosome, large subunit precursor
Source: RefSeq, a predicted model, not a curated record
CGCGAUUUAAAAAUAUUUAUAAAUUUAUUUUGUUUAUUUACUUGAUAAUUUUAAAUUAUCAAAAUAAAAUUUAAAAUUGUGGUGCUUUUAUAUUGGAAUUGGAAUUUGAAUAGUACGAGCAUCACUUUAGUGUAUGAAUGAGAUUUGAAUUUUAAACGAUAAAUUAAACGCCAAGAUGCCGCAGAACGAGUACGUAGAGAGACAUCAGAAGUUGUAUGGUCGUAGAUUAGAUUAUGAAGAAAGAAAACGUAAGCGAGAAGCCCGUGAGCCCCACAAGCGAGCAGAGAAAGCGCAGAAACUCCGUGGUAUCAAGGCCAAGAUCUUCAACAAGGAGAGACGCAAUGAAAAGAUUCAGAUGAAGAAGAAGAUCAAAGCGCAUGAGGAGAAAAAAGUCAAACAGACCUCAGAGAAUGCACCUGAAGGAGCGUUGCCGGUGUAUCUGCUGGACCGUGAUGUCCAGCAGCGUUCGAAAGUACUCUCUAAUAUGAUCAAACAGAAGCGCAAAGAAAAGGCUGGAAAGUGGGAUGUCCCGAUACCAAAAGUAAAAGCGCAAUCAGAGUCGGAGGUCUUCAAAAUUGUCAAGAGUGGCAAGACCAGGAGGAAGGCCUGGAAGAGAAUGGUGACCAAGGUCACGUAUGUCGGGGAAAAUUUCACGAGGAAGCCGCCCAAGUUUGAGAGAUUCAUCAGACCGAUGGCACUGAGGUUCCGCAAAGCUCACGUCACUCAUCCGGAGUUGAAAGCGACGUUCCACUUGCCGAUAAUCGGAGUCAAGAGGAAUCCCAGCUCCGCUAUGUACACAACCCUGGGUGUCAUCACCAAGGGUACCAUCAUUGAAGUAAACAUUUCAGAGCUUGGAUUGGUCACGCAAACUGGCAAAGUCGUCUGGGGAAAAUAUGCACAAGUUACUAAUAAUCCAGAAAAUGAUGGAUGUAUUAAUGCUGUUUUAUUAGUUUAAAUUUAUUGUAAUUUAUUGUUUGUAUUUUUCGAUAUCAGUAAAAAUAAAAAUUUAAUUUUCCCUGGA